Messenger RNA from Lingula anatina, 1829 nucleotides. Its product is annotated as endoplasmic reticulum membrane protein complex subunit 7. Gene Ontology annotation, cellular component: EMC complex. Gene Ontology annotation, molecular function: carbohydrate binding. Lineage: Eukaryota; Metazoa; Brachiopoda; Lingulata; Lingulida; Lingulidae. The record is from RefSeq and is a predicted model, not a curated record.
UUCUUUUGGGCCUAAGAGGCACUAUAUCUUCAUUUUCAAGAUGGAGGUUUUCGAUAGGAGCAGCUGGUCUUCUUAUCUGACUUCUUGGUUAUAUUUAUUGGUCGUUACGCUCUUAAUUUUGGUCCAAUGUUGGGCUGAAGAUGUGGUGAAUAACCAGAAAUUCAAAAUUGACGGAAAGGUCACCAUCCCCUCAAACGUUGAGCGAGAAUGGGUCUCCUCAACCCGUGUGACGGUAGACGGUGGACAGUACAUCGGGUUUUUAAAGUCUGAUGGGACUUUCUCUGUACACCUACCAUCUGGUUCCUACGUGUUGGAAGUAUUGAACCCAAACCAUGUAUUUGAACCAGUUAGGGUGGAUGUGACAUCAAAAGGCAAAAUACGUGGAAGGCGGGUAAAUAAUGUGCAAAGUUCUCAAGUGCAGCAAGUCCCAUACCCCUUGAGGUUCAAAGCUAAGGGUAAAGCAUCCUACUACAUGCCCAGAGAACAAUGGAGGGUAACAGAUCUCCUGAUGAAUCCAAUGGUGCUUAUGAUGGUAUUACCUUUGAUAUUCAUAGUAAUUCUUCCAAAGUUAGUAAAUACAAAUGAUCCAGAGACACAGAAGGAAAUGGCCAACCAGAUGAACUUCUUAAAACCCAAUAACCAGCUGCCUGAUUUAUCAGAAGCAUUAGCAGGAUUUUUUGGUGGAGGCAGUUCUUCAAAAAAGACUACCAAAUCAAAAUCAAAGAAACUGAAAUCUCAGUGAGAUGCUCAUACAAGGAACAACUGAAUAUGCCUGUAGCUGAUGCCAUUAUGAAAUGGUAUUAGUAGGUGAAAAUACCAGUGGAUAUGAAAAUACAUUGACCUAAGUCACCUCACAGUAAAAAUUACAAGGAAAAGAUUCAAUAUUUAUUUAUUUAAAUUAUGGGUCUCCUCUCACAGGUGUGUUGAAAUACACCACACCUUGGCCUAAGCAUGUAAUGUUAUAAAGAAUGAACACUAUUAAAUAUGAAAGUCAGUUAAAUGGUUGAAUAAAUAACUUUAAUGUAAAGUGAUGUUCUUAUAAUUUUGUUAUAAAUCUUUUUUACAAGUGUCAUCAUAUUUAUAUUGCAAAGAAACAUUGUUGCUCACAGUUGUUUCUUUUUUAUGCUCCAUUUGAAAUAUAAGUUUAAAAUAUUUAAUGUGAUGUAAUAUUGCAAAACCUUUUAGUCAGUUGAGGUAGGAUCUUCCCUCACUGCCUUAGAUAUUUUUAAUGUCCUUGACAGCUUAUGUAGGUGAUGUAAAAAUCAUGAUUCGUGAUAUUUUAAUAUCACCCUUAUGAAAAGAAAUACAAAAUAAGAAGCAGUGAAACAUGGCAGUUCUAUAUAGAACUAUGAGAAACUGAAUAUCACUUUUAAAAAUAUGUUCAAGCAUAUAUCCUGUAAUAGUUUGACCUGAUAAUGUAGCUUCAUUGUCAAGUAUUAUUUAUAAUUGUGAAUCUUGUAUUUUUUUUUCAUUUAAGUCAAUUCGUACUAAAUCUGAAGUGGUAUUUUUUACACUGGAUUUUCUCUGACAUGGAAACGUUUGACUGCCUCCCUAAUGAUGUGCUCUGGAUGUUGUUUUUUAAAUUAUUAUUAUUAUUUAGACCAGCAUGCCCUUUAUUAUAUAACAAAAUUAACUAGGCUGAUACAAAUGGGAACACUGAUAAGCCUCUGUAAACGUGAUUUUGUUUUAAAAUCUCUUCUUCAGUGUAUGAUUUCAGAAGAUACGGGCCUGUCAUAAUUUGUUUUUGCCCUAACACAAGAUAAUACCCUGGUAUUUCUAUGAAAUUUUUUGAUACCAAAUAAAAGAAUAAAAUCAUGUUUCAUUUUAUA